Molecule: messenger RNA, 3588 nt
Organism: Saprolegnia diclina VS20
Lineage: Eukaryota; Oomycota; Saprolegniomycetes; Saprolegniales; Saprolegniaceae
Product: TKL protein kinase
Exons: 24
Coding region: 37-3429 (1130 amino acids)
Biological process (GO): protein phosphorylation
Molecular function (GO): protein kinase activity; ATP binding; protein binding
Source: RefSeq, a predicted model, not a curated record
GGAUUGCUGAACUUACGUGUCAAUCGUCAACGUGCCAUGGUCAUGGGUCUCGAUCGGUCGGCGUCGCCAGCCGCGCUACUCACCGCCGCCGAGUCGGGUGAUGCGGCCGCCAUCGCGCGGCUUCUCUGCCACGGCGUGAGCCCCAGCACGACCAACCACAAGCAGCAGACGGCGCUGCAUAUUGCAGCCCUGCACGGCCACGACCCGAUUAUCGUCGAGCUGCUGGCUGCGAAAGCCGACAACCGCAAGACACCGCUGUACGAAGCGGCCAAGGCCGGCAAGCUCUCGGCGGUGACGUUGCUCCUCUCGGCCAAGGCGCGGACGAGCCUUGCCGACGUGUACGGCCGGACGCCACGCGCGAUUGCACUGGAGAUGGGCCAUACGAGCGUCGCUGAGCUCUUCGUGGAUCCGAACGCCAAGCGUCUUUUCAAGGCCGUCGUCGCCAACGACCACGAUCUCGUCACGCAGCUGCUCGCUAGCGGCGCAUCGCCGUCGAGCACCAACGAGAGAGGCGAGACACCGCUGCACCUCGCCGCCGCCAAAAACUUGGAGGCCGUCGCCGUCGCACUGCUUUCAGCCGGUGCGCGCGCCGAAGCUGCGUCACAGGACGGGUCGACGCCGUUGCACGAUGCUGCCUACUGCGGCGCGACUGCCACAGCCUGCGCGCUCGUCCGUGCAGGCGCACCCGUCAAUGCCAUCGAUGCGACGCACCGCACACCACUGUACUGGGCAGUUGGGAAACGGCAUGUCGACGUUGUCCACGUUCUCUUGGCGGCCAGCGCGGACGUGACGCUCGCCACCGAGACGGGCGACACACCAUUGCACGGGGCCGCGCGCAACGACGACCCGGAUACUGUGACUGCCUUGCUCCGAGCCAACGCUUCCGUGGUCUGCACGACCAAGGCAGGCAAGACCCCGCGCGACGUCGCCGUCGGCCGCGGCCACGACAAUAUUGUGCAACUACUAGACCAGCACGUGGCCAAAGCGCUGCGUUCGGCGAUUGAGACGAACGAGUCCGUCAGCUUGCAGCAGCUCCUCGACUAUGGUGCCGACGUCAACACGCGCGACGCCUUGGGGCGGUCGCCGCUGCAUGUCGCGAUCCUCCUGCACCGGACUGCGAUGGCUGUCCGUCUCGUGGCAAGCACGGCCAAUGUCGACGCAGCCGACACGUCGGGUGCGACACCGCUGCACGCUGCGGUUGCCACCAUGCAACUCAGUGUUGUCGACCACCUCUUGCGUGCGGAUGCGAGUCCCAACAUGGAAGACAAGGCGGGUGUAUCGGCGCUGCGACUCGCUGUCGAACAGCAGCAUAUUCCAGCGCUAACGCUAUUGCUCGGCUGCCGCACGACACAACUCGACGCCUUCGGUCAGCUGCCCACAUCGGUCCUCCACGCCGCUGCCAGUGCCGGGUUCCUGGGCGGUGUCGACGCCCUUUUGACGGCGGGUGCCACGGUCGACCUACGCAGCAAAUCCACGACGGGCGAGACGGCGUUGCACCUGGCGGUGGCCAACGGUCAUGUUGACGUUGUCGAGCGCCUCGUCGCUGCGGGUGCCAACGUCGACGCCGUGACGACGAAAACAUGCGACACGCCGUUGCACGUGGCAGCCAGGCGCGGGCUCGGCGCUAUCGUUUCGGUGCUCUUGGCUGCCGGUGCUAGUGUCGAGGCAACCAACGCGACUCAGCACACGCCCGUUGCAUGCGCGACCCCGUAUCCGGACGUUAUUGCGAUCUUUGGCACCGACACCCGCCGACGCACCCAUAUGGUGGCAGCGCUUCUCGCAGCGGUGUGUGACGGUGCCACCGACGUGGUGCGCUCGCUUGUAGCCGACGGGCUGGAUCCCAACACGACCAACGAGGCUGGCGAAUCGCUCUUGCACCUCGCCGUGCGUCAAAACCACCGAGGGCUUCUGGAAGCGCUGUUGCAAGCUCCUGGUAUCCGCUUCGACCAGCGCAACGCGGACGGACGGACACCGAUGAUUCUCGCGAUCCAAGCCGGUCACCGACGCUUGGCCAACAUCCUUCACGCCGCCGCCCACGCCUUGACGCCCGAGAUAUCGUCGGAGGCUUUUACCAUGGACGUCGAUGCACCGCUCGGUGUCGGCGGGUACGGUGCCGUGUACAAGGGUACGUACAACGGCCGUCCCGUCGCCGUCAAGACGGCUCUCGGCGCCAGCGGCGUCGCCGCGCUUAUUGAAGAGAUGGAGACCAUGCAGCUCUGCCACUCGCCGUACGUGCUGGAGCUCCUCGCUGUCACCAAGAUGCCAAGUCCCAAGCUCAUCCUCGAGUACAUGGACGGUGGUGAUCUCCGCAGCUUCCUCGACGCCAAGCGCCUCAAUCAAUCCACCAAGGUGGAUGUCUCAUCAUUGGAGGUCGCGUGGGUCGUUGCCAAUGCCCUCGCCGAUAUGCACCACAACGGCCUCCUCCACCGCGACAUCAAGAGCCCGAACGUCCUCCUCUGCACUCACAACUACAUCAAGCUCGCCGACCUCGGCAUCGCGCGCGAGUACGAGUCGAAUAUGACCAUGGGCAUUGGUACAUUGCGCUGGAUGGCCCCCGAGCUCCUCGACCCGAAGCGCAGCUACAACGCAGCGGCCGAUAUGUAUGCGUUUGGCGCGCUCUUGACCGAGCUCGACACGCGUCUUGUGCCCUUUGCAGCCGAGACGUCGAUUCCGGAGAUCAUGCGCAAGCUCGGUGACGGUGCGCUCAAGCCGACGUUUACAUCGACCUGCCCCGCGUGGCUUCAAGACCUGGCGACCGCCUGUCUCGCCUUUGACCCGAAAGGGCGUCCGACAGCCCAAGAUGUUGUCAACCGACUCAAGCAGCACCUAGCCCGGCAAGUUGAUCGAGCCAACACGGCUGACGACGAGAACGCGGCGCCAAGCUCGUCAGCUGAGAGAGCUCCGAUCCUCCAAGCGGCGCGGGCGCCGCCGACAUCGAUUCGUCGUGUAGAGAUCGAGGCCGAGGACAUGGCAUCCGGCCUGGUAGCGCAGCUCUCGAUGAGCCCUCGCCGCCCGUCAACGCACCCCGCCAGCGAGCCGACGCCAGCCGAUCCGAGUACAACCGAGCCACUGGCAUUUGGCAACACCAAGACGUACUCGGGUUGGACCACCGAGAAGCUCGUGGCGACAGACCUUGUGUGUCAGCUGUGCAACACGACUAACAGCCUUUUGGACGACGCCUGCGGAACGUGCACCGAGCCGCUGCCGCCACCGUCGCUCAAACUCAAAGUGCUCUUGCGACGCCUCGACGCCGCCGCCCAGCGCGGGUUGCGCGUCGAUGGGAGCGUCACUUGCUUUACGUGCAGCGACGCGUACCCGAUGACGCGCGCGGCGUGUGACUGCGGUGAAGAGUUUCCGGCCGACGUGAGCAAGAUCCGCAUGCUCCUCAAGCGCAUCGAGCUCGCGAGCAAGAGCAAGUCGACGCCGUAAGCCGACGACUCGAGCACAGACAGAGCCACUCUGCAAGCAACCCACAACUGUCGACCCUCCUACCCUCCUACGUGCGCCGCGCUGGACGCUGACGCGGCAGCUGGUAGCGAAGAUGAGAUUGGACAAGAUGACAAUAUCAACACGACUUUUGAAACGAGA